This is a messenger RNA of Jaculus jaculus (lesser Egyptian jerboa), 1139 nucleotides long. RefSeq names its product polyglutamine binding protein 1 (gene Pqbp1). Bases 180 to 977 code for a protein of 265 amino acids. Gene Ontology annotation, biological process: alternative mRNA splicing, via spliceosome. The record is from RefSeq and is a predicted model, not a curated record. Lineage: Eukaryota; Metazoa; Chordata; Mammalia; Rodentia; Dipodidae. Gene Ontology annotation, cellular component: nuclear body; cytoplasm. The transcript has 7 exons. Gene Ontology annotation, molecular function: protein binding; ribonucleoprotein complex binding.
UUGUUCCCUGAGGCAGUAGGCGGAGCCUGGGCCUAAGAGGAACUGGGUCUUUGGAGCAUCCGGUCUCCAAUGCCAGGGUCGGAAUAGUUCUGGCCCUGCUGCCAGCUACUUCUUCGACCUUACAGCACGCUUUUCGUUCCGCUUGCCGUGCUUUGAGAUAGGUCUGUCUCCUACCUACUAUGCCGUUACCUGUAGCACUGCAGACCCGCUUGGCCAAGAGAGGCAUCCUCAAACAUCUGGAACCCGAGCCAGAGGAAGAGAUUAUUGCCGAGGACUAUGAUGAUGAUCCUGUGGACUAUGAGGCCACACGAUUGGAGGGCCUGCCACCGAGCUGGUACAAGGUGUUCGACCCUUCCUGUGGUCUUCCUUACUACUGGAAUGUGGAGACAGACCUUGUAUCCUGGCUUUCUCCACAUGAUCCCAACUUUGUGGUGACCAAAUCUGCCAAAAAGCUCAGAAACAGUAAUGCAGAUGCUGACGAGAAGUUGGACCGGACUCAUGAGAAGCCGGACAGGAACCAUGAAAAGUCUGACCGCAGCCAUGAGAAGCCAGACAGGAGUCACGACAAGUCAGACCGAAACCAUGAUAAGUCUGAUAGAGAUCGAGAGCGGAGCUAUGACAAGGUGGACAGAGAGAGAGAACGGGACAGGGAACGAGACCGGGACCGGGGAUAUGACAAGGCAGACCGAGACGAGGGCAAAGAACGGCGUCACCAUCGCCGGGAGGAGGUGGCUCCUUAUCCCAAGAGCAAAAAGGCUGCGAGCCGGAAAGAUGAAGAGUUAGACCCCAUGGACCCCAGCUCAUACUCAGAUGCACCCCGGGGCACAUGGUCAACAGGACUCCCCAAGAGGAAUGAGGCCAAGACGGGUGCUGACACAACAGCGGCUGGGCCCCUCUUCCAGCAGCGUCCAUACCCAUCCCCAGGAGCUGUGCUCCGAGCCAAUGCUGAGGCCUCCCGAAACAAACAAGGGGAUUGAACCCUGGUUCCCUGUAGCCCUGGCAGUUUGCUUUUCUUUGUCUUUCUUUGUGGGACUAGGGAUGGACCCAAAGCCUUGUACAUGCUAAGCAGUUGGCUCUGCCACUGAAUUAUACUCUUGUUUCCUUCUUGGUUUUAAUAAAAGCUUUUCUGUGGUUAUGUC